GUUGUCAGUAGCAGUGAUCGAAUCACACGGAGACUGAAGACGCCACAAAGCCCACUGUGUCCCCGCAGAGCAACGGUACAUUGACGGUCUGUGUCUCCUGCUGCGUGGAGGUGGCAGCUUCGUGUGUCUCUGUGUAUCUGAGACUGUCCAGUGUGUGUGCGUGUGUGUGGGUGCGUGUAGCGCCAUCCUGCAGUGUCUGUGAUGUCGUCAGAGCUGCUGGUGGAUCUGGGUGAGGACCCUGCGACCGCUCAGUUAGGACAGCUGAAGCUCGCCACGAUAGAGGACCAGCAGUGGCCCGCUGAUGAGGCCACGCUCAGCAAGUCAGAGACAGACAUCUCCCAGCGCUUCGACGGGGGCUCCCCUCACCUGCCCUGGGACCACCCCUUCUAUGACAUCGCCAGGCAUCAGAUCAUUGAAGUGGCAGGUGAUGAUAACUUUGGCAGGAAGGUGAUAGUGUUUAAUGCCUGCAGGAUGCCCCCCCAGCACCAGCUAGACCAUCACAAGCUGCUGAUGUAUCUGAAGGGAACUCUGGACCAGUACGUGGAGAGUGACUACACCCUGAUCUAUUUCCAUCAUGGACUGACCAGUGAGAACAAACCGUCUCUCAGCUGGCUGAGAGAUGCCUAUAGAGAGUUUGACAGGAAGUAUAAGAAGAACAUCAAGGCUCUGUACAUCGUCCACCCCACCAUGUUCAUCAAGACUCUGCUGAUCCUCUUCAAACCAAUCAUAAGUUUUAAGUUUGGCAGGAAGAUCAACUACGUGAGCUACCUGAGUGAACUGGAGGAUGUGGUGAAGUGUGAACAGCUGCUCAUCCCAGCCCGAGUCAAAGAGUACGACAACAAGCUGAGAGCAUCUCUGAAACCAACUGCCCAGCCCCCCAUGUCUCCUCCUCGCAGUCCCCCUCUCCCCAACCAGGUGUUUGGAGUUCCACUCACACUGCUCAGACAGAGGAAUCCAGAUGGUGAUCAAGUUCCUGUGGUCAUAAGAGAUACAGUCAGCUUCCUAUCAGAGCAAGGUUUGGAGAUUGAGGGGAUCUUCAGACGGUCAGCCAACGUGACUCUGGUGAAGGAGGUUCAGCUCAAAUACAACUCAGGAGCAGCAGUGAACUUCAGAGAGAUGGAAGAUGUCCACUUGGCUGCUGUGAUUCUGAAAACCUUCCUGAGGGAGCUACCUGAGCCUCUGCUCACCUACCAGCUCUACAACGACAUCGUCAACUUCACCUCUGUGUCCAGUGACAGUCAGGUGACAGCGAUGAAGACGCUGGUGGAGUCACUGCCAGAAGAAAACUACGCAUCACUGAGAUACCUCAUCACCUUCCUGGCUCAGGUGUCAGCCAACAGUGAUGUAAAUAAGAUGACCAACAGUAACCUGGCUGUGGUGUUCGGUCCUAACCUGCUCUGGGGGCGGGACAACGCCAUGUCGCUCAGCGCCAUUGGGCCAAUCAACAACUUCACCAGGACCCUGCUGGACCAGCAGCAUCUGGUCUUCACCUAGACCCCCCAACAGAACCACCCCCCCACCCCCCACCCCCAAUUCAGCAUUUAGUCUUUAGUUCACUCACCCAGCUACUGACCAAUCAGGAGCUUCAUCAGGUACUUCUACCUACAGCACUUAGUCAAAACACCUGAUCCUGUGGACCAAUCACAUUUCAUUUAGUUCCAACCAGUCUCUACAUUCUCAUUGGCCCUUUAGCAGUUGUGUGAGGUCAGGUGACCUUGUUUGGAAAUGGUUCAUAUGUUAGACUGCAGCCAAAUUAAAUUCAACACGAUGAUGAGCAGGUGAGUCACUGAUCUGACUGAUGGAGGCGGGGCCAAAGUCUGAAUGGACAGUCUUGUGUUUCUUGAUUCUUUUUGUAGUUUUUUCAGAGCUGCACACCAAGUUCUAGUCAUGAGGAGAAACAUCAAGUCUGAUAUUAACUCUACAUGUUCCCUCCACUUCCUCAAAAACACUGGAUCCUACUACAUUUUCCAUAAUGCAGUGUAGUGGAGUCUUUCAUCAGUUUCUAGCACAGGCUUGCAGUUUAAAACCUGAUGGAGAAAUGUUCCUUUAUAAAGACACAUUUGUUUCCUGCUGAAUCAGCUGACAUGAACAUGAUGUCACACUGAGUCAGGAAGUGACAGUUAACACUCCAUAAGCAGCUGUGACACAAUCACACAGUUUGCUGGUUGUGUUACCUGCAGCAGCAACAACAAGGAUGUGAACUCAACCCACUCAUUCAUAUAAAGUGAUCUGAUCUUCAUCUGAGUCACAGCAGAGCUCCACGUCGUGAUGCUCCUCCACCUGCUUCACAAUCAGAUCUCAAUAUGACAAAGACGUGAAAAAAAUAACUAUAUAUUUUAACAGUUUUACAUUUUCUGUCAAAAAUAAAUCGGAAAUUAAUUAACAAUGAAAAUAAAUCCAACAUUCUAGUAACCAACGCAGGCUGUGUGUUCCCAAUGUUAAGCUAAAGGUUAGCAAACUUAGCUAACUGGGCUACUGACUUUUAAAUCAGAUGAAGAUGAAGAUAAUUUAAAGGUUCACUUCCUUUUUCUUGCUGCUACAUUCCUCCCAAUCACACCCACCAACUGAUCAGAUGCUGCGGUCCAGAUCACAUGUUCAUACUUGUGUUCCUGGUCCCAGACGUGGACAAUCAGUGAGAUGCUGUAAUUAAAUGAAGCAGUGGAGCAGGAGCUGAGUGAGUCUGUAGUGUAAUCUGUAGUCCUGGACCUGGACCUGGACUCACUGCUGUACUCUACUAGGCCCUGAAAGUUAUGUGUGAUUCUUAUUGUAUUAAUAAUAUUACGAUCUUUUCCCCUGUCUCAUGAUGACUGACUAAACUCUGCUGUCACCAUAGUAACGGUACGGGACAAACAGCUGAUAGUAGCACACACAGAGUUCAGCAUCAUCCAUGUUCACCUGUUGUCAUGACGAGCUCAAUGUGAUGUCAUCCGUCCUCUCCUCAUCACUCACUCUAUGAGGGAAGUCGUUUUUCACAGUGAAAGUCUACUGGUGCUUCCUGUGUUGGUAGGCUUUAAAUGUGAAAGGUCAGUAGGAAAUGUUUAUGUGGGUCAUGACGGGCGUUGUGUUGUCAUGGUUACUGUUCAUUACAGGAAGUGGUGAAUAGAAAAACAUGUAGCAUCCAGUGUACCUGUUCUGACUUCAGCCCAGAGGGUAUUCUGGGUAAUGAAGUUUAAAGCUGGUCCUUCUUUAAGUUUAAGUUAAGUUACUGUUGAUGAGACUUUUACUUGUGUCUUUAGUUGCCUUAUACUUUGUGCCACUCGUAGACUCUGUUGAUGGUCUGGACCUCUGUCCGGUCUUCAUGGUCCAGGCUCAGAUCCUCCUGCGGCCACUGAAGUAUUGUUCAUUCAUUCACUGAGUAUUAACACAGACCAGCAGUGAGGACUGAAGCUGACCCAGAGUCUGGUCCCAGUCCAGGUGAAUCCACCACAGACACAGUAACCAGGUUUUUUAGUGACGUGGACUCGACUUUAACCUUUCGACUUUAUAUCUUCUCUUAGCACAAAGUUGUUACUGUUGACCCUCAGUAUCAUCAUCAUGUGUCACAUUAACAUCUUCCUGAAGUGUGCGUAGAGUCAACUGAUACUUUCUGUCUCUCACUUCCUGUGAUUCCAGGCCCUUCAGUAUUUGUUAAAGCUUUAUGUUUGCUCUUCACUCACUUUCCAAAGCCUUAAGUUCAACAGCGUCUCCUCAUGUCACGCCACAGGUCUCCAGACUCAGCUCAUCCAAAGCUUUGUUUCCUGUGUCAAAGUGUGUAUAUAUAUAUAUAUAUAUAUAUAUAACUUCGUUACAGGAACAGUCACCUGUUUGACCUCUGACCCUAAUCAGCUGUUUCCUUCCUGUCUAUGUGAAGACUCCAAGAGGCCAAAUGCUUACUGAAUCCGUUGUCAUUUAUUUUGAAAAAUGGCCAAACAGUGCUAGGUGAAUCAUAGUGUAGUGAUGCUGUUCUGAUUCUUCUAAUAUGACAUGAGUGAAAAACACCAAAACACCUAAAAAAAAAUCCCCAAAAACCAAAAAAAAAAAAUCUGAUGUUUACCUGUCGUGACUCCCACUCAUGUCAAUGCCCUGCUCAUUGUGGUGUAUAUAUGGGUGUGUGUGUGUGUGUGUGAUUACUUGUGUGUACAUGCUAAUUCAUGUGGACCCAGCAUGUUUGAACUGUUGGGGUUUAAAUAUGUAGUUAAAAGAUUUAAAAUUAGGGCUCUGUGUGUGCGUGUGUGCGUGUGUCUGUGUGUGCGUGCGCGUGUGUGUGCGCGUGUGUUUGUUUGUGUGUGUGUGUGUGUGUGUGUGUGUGUGUUUGUGUGUGUUUGUGUGUUGUCAGGUGAAAACAUGGUAUCUCUUCAGGUUGUCAGUGUUCAUCAACCCAUUCAAAACCUCAUUUAAAAAAUAAAGAAAAUAAAAUGUGACCAGUUUUUCUUAACUCACCUUGAAGAUACAAGUUUUCAUUGGACAACAGCAACAUGUACAGUGUGUGUGUGUGUGUAUGCAUGCCCGUGCCUUAUCUGUUUCCCCUCAGUGGUCAUGUGAUUAGCCAUCAAAGUGCCAGUGUGCCCGUUCUGCCAUAGAUUAAAAGGAGGUGCGUUCAACAGAGCUCUGAUGUUUGUGUGUUCAGAAGGGUUUGGUAACAGGCUGAAGGUCAGUGUAGCUUGUUGAAUGCAGCUCAGCUGUAAUGGACAAUCACAGGCUUAAAGAACUGAACCUGAUGAAUAUGAAUCAUCACUAAAGUUGCAUUAACAUUAAAACUGUUCACAUUAAAUGAGGAUUGAAGUCAAAAGUGACGUUUUUAAGUUAAUAAAUCUUGCUCCUCCUCUACAGGUCACAUGACAAAAAUCCCAGAAUUUAAUCUCAAAGUCAGAAUCAAAAAAAAAA
Seriola dumerili (greater amberjack) is the source of this 4863-nucleotide messenger RNA. RefSeq names its product Rho GTPase activating protein 1 (gene arhgap1). Gene Ontology annotation, cellular component: cytoplasm. Lineage: Eukaryota; Metazoa; Chordata; Actinopteri; Carangiformes; Carangidae. Gene Ontology annotation, biological process: small GTPase-mediated signal transduction; negative regulation of endocytic recycling. The transcript has 13 exons. Gene Ontology annotation, molecular function: GTPase activator activity. Bases 202 to 1494 code for a protein of 430 amino acids. The record is from RefSeq and is a predicted model, not a curated record.